Molecule: messenger RNA, 894 nt
Organism: Zygosaccharomyces rouxii
Lineage: Eukaryota; Fungi; Ascomycota; Saccharomycetes; Saccharomycetales; Saccharomycetaceae
Gene: ODC2
Product: mitochondrial 2-oxodicarboxylate carrier
Exons: 1
Coding region: 1-894 (297 amino acids)
Biological process (GO): mitochondrial ATP transmembrane transport; mitochondrial ADP transmembrane transport
Cellular component (GO): mitochondrial inner membrane
Molecular function (GO): ATP:ADP antiporter activity
Source: RefSeq, a predicted model, not a curated record
AUGUCAGAUCCCGCACCACUUCCCUUUGCACUGCAAUUUGUUGCCGGUGCUGUUGCCGGUAUUUCAGAAAUCCUGGUUAUGUACCCGCUGGACGUUGUCAAGACUAGGAUGCAACUGCAAUUGAACACUGUUUCUGCCGAUGAAAGGUAUAACGGUGUGGUGGAUUGUUUCCGUAAGAUCAUCAAGAAGGAGGGUUUCUCCCGUCUUUACAAAGGUAUUACUUCUCCUGUGUUAAUGGAAGCCCCAAAGAGAGCCACAAAAUUUGCCUGUAAUGAUGAAUUUCAGAAAUUUUACAAACGUUCAUUCGGUGUUGAAAAGUUGACCCAACCUCUAUCCAUUUUAAGUGGUGCUUCUGCAGGUAUCUGUGAAUCGCUUGUGGUGGUGCCAUUUGAAUUGGUUAAGAUUCGUCUACAAGAUCAAAAUACAACUUUCAAAGGUCCAGCUGAUGUGGUUAGACACAUCUGCAAAGAAGAAGGUGUCCUUGCCAUGUACAAUGGUUUAGAAUCAACUAUGUGGAGACACGGUGUUUGGAAUGCCGGUUACUUUGGUAUUAUCUUUCAAAUUAGAAGCCUCCUCCCAGCGGCUCAAAAUAAAUCUCAAAAGACAAGAAACGAUUUGCUUGCAGGUGCAGUGGGUGGUACUUUCGGUUCAUUCUGUUCUACACCAUUUGAUGUGGUUAAAUCUCGUAUUCAAAACACUGCUGUGGUACCUGGUCAAAUGAGAAAAUACAACUGGACUUGGCCAUCGCUUUUCACUAUUUAUGCAGAAGAGGGAUUCUUGGCCCUUUACAAAGGUUUCCUACCAAAGGUGCUCAGAUUGGGUCCAGGUGGUGGUAUCCUGCUGGUGGUGUUCACCGAAGUUUCCGACAUGUUGAGAAACGUCACUAACAAAUGA